Prorocentrum cordatum is the source of this 1698-nucleotide messenger RNA. The record is from the annotation of a GenBank genome assembly. NCBI's taxonomy places the organism in Eukaryota, Dinophyceae, Prorocentrales, Prorocentraceae.
AUGGUGGCAGGCCUUCGCAAUCACAUGCCCCAGGUCAUCGCAGCCGCAGUGAUGAUCGCGGUGAUCGCCGCUCUGCUGUUCGGGCGGGUGCUGCAACUGCCGAUGAAGCGGUCUAUACCGAAUGGACACCCAACACAUUUCCUACGCAGGGGCGCGGAGCCGAUUCUGUUCAUCAUCGCGACCCAUGGCAACGCGGAGGCCACUACGAGGACUCGCGCUGGGCAGGAGUUAUCCGCCUCCAGGAGGAGCAAGCCAGAGGUCGGGGUGCGGCCACCCAUGCUGGAGCUCCUGCGGCCUUCCAAGCAGGUGCAACAGCGCCAGGUGCUACCAGCCACCCAGCAGGGCUCGGACCAGCACCUCCAGUACCUCCCCAGCUCCCACAUGAUGCCCUUCUGCGCCAUGGCGAACAUCCAGCAUGGCAUUGCCACCGCGGUCCAGACACAUCUGGCGCCCACAGUGGCCAUGAUCUCCACGGUCGAGGCAGACAUGCGCGGGGCCCAGGGUCGCACGAGCGCCUUGGAAGCGGAGCAGGAGAACCUCCGCCACGAGGUCCACCGCAUGCAACAAUCGCUGGCCAUGGCAGAGUCGGCGGCAUCGUCGGAAGGCAUCUACGUUGCCAGGCUCGCCACUUGGGAUCGCGAGACCAACCUGCGCCUCGUCAGCAUCAUCACCGAGACGGAGGUCACCAAGAAGGAUCUUCUCGAAGGCUCAGCGGAGUGGCUCGAUCAUGCGAAGGUCAAGAGGGAACACAUCGAGAUCAUUGGCCCCAGUGCACCUGGCAAAAGGUUCGCAGUGAAUUGUCCUGGUGGUGAAGCUGGCACCACCCGCGCCCAGGCAUUGGUUCGUGCACAGCGAGAUCCAACGGGCAAAUGGCGCAAGUUCAGCGCGACUGGGGUCGACGGCUACGGGACCAACAUAUACAUUGGACCCGAUCGCAAUCCAAAGCAGAUGCAUCGUGUAGUUCAAACCAACAAGCUGCAGCAACUACUACAACGUGCCUUGCCCAAUGCAGAAUGGUGGUCUGAACGUCAGCUCGUCUGGGUGCACUGCGGCGACCUGCCCCUCGUGGAGGUUAUCCCUGGGGCUGCGCCUAACGAUCCGUCCAAGCUGGCGUGGAGCCCCGCGGCGAACGCGCAGUACAACGUCGACAAGGAGCAGAUCAGCCGGGCGUUCCACCAGCUCUUCAGGGAGGUGGACACGUCCACAUGGCGCAUGAAGCUGGCGCGCGCUGUCGAGCAGUUGAAGCGGGGCGCUACGGUUUGUUUGCAAGAGGUUCACGGCACUCAUGAGACGCUCAAGAAUCGCCUGCGACAGUACCCCAUCGAGGUCAUUAUCUACACCACUAUGGGCGACACUCCUGGCAUGGGAGGUGCUGCCAUCCUGGUCCCGCGGCACUCAGAGAACACUCUCAGCAAGAUGCCGCAGCACUCCUGGCCGCAGAUUGCUUCGCGGAGACUGGCCAAGGCGCGGGCUCUAUCUGUGGCUAUAUCCAACCCAGUCAGCGGCGUGGAGGCCAGGGCCAUCAACGUGCACAACCAUGAGUUAAAGUCAGAGGAACGCGCGGCACUGAAGUCUGCCUGGCAGGACAACGCCAACUGGGCACGAGAGGAUGGGGCUUACAGAAUAGCGGUGGCGAUCGGCGGCUUCAAUGUGUCCGACAACCCGAACGACGCGUUGCUGUUUCCUGAGCCUCGGCAG